Centropristis striata (black sea bass) is the source of this 4112-nucleotide messenger RNA. Its product is annotated as palmitoyltransferase ZDHHC3-like. The transcript is spliced from 7 exons. Gene Ontology annotation, biological process: peptidyl-L-cysteine S-palmitoylation; protein targeting to membrane. The record is from RefSeq and is a predicted model, not a curated record. Bases 374 to 1270 code for a protein of 298 amino acids. Gene Ontology annotation, molecular function: protein-cysteine S-palmitoyltransferase activity. Gene Ontology annotation, cellular component: endoplasmic reticulum; Golgi apparatus. NCBI's taxonomy places the organism in Eukaryota, Metazoa, Chordata, Actinopteri, Perciformes, Serranidae.
GUGGCUGCGCCGUGUUGUCCUGCUGCCCGCAGAGCUUUCUGGGUCCAACAGCGGAGGGAGAGUAGUUAGGUAGCGGCCUGUUUUAAGGGUCGGUUCCCCUUUAUAAUUAACAUACGAACACGGUGAAUUAACACCUGGUCAAAUAGCGAGGCGGCGGUGAAAGCAGGAGCCGAGCGGCGGAGCUGCGGAGAGCAUCUGUCCACAAAUCAGUGAGGUUAGCCCGGACUGAGCUAACAGCCAGAGCCGCGGAGAAGACUCUCAGUCUGCCGUGUCCUUAACUUCACAAGCCAACAAACUACGUGAGGACUUCAAGAAACUUUGUCGACACGCGAGGGGAGUGCGAGUAUGUGGUUGGAGCCACGGGCGCUGUAGGAUGAAGAGCCCGGCGCACCGCACCAGGGACAUCGAGAGGCAAGCUGGCUACCUGAAGCCUGAGCACUGCACCCCUCCCCCGCCCCGCACCGGCUCCGACACCAUGUGGUUCAUCCGCGACGGCUGCGGCAUCGUGUGUGGCGUCAUCACCUGGUUCCUGGUCUUCUACGCCGAGUUUGUGGUGGUGUUCGUCAUGCUGCUGCCCGCCAAGAACAUCAUCUACAGCCUCUUCAACGGGGUGAUCUUCAACGCCCUCGCUUUCCUCGCCCUCGCCUCUCAUGCCAAGGCGAUGUGCACAGACCCGGGCGCCGUGCCUAAAGGGAACGCCACCAAAGAAUUCAUUGAGAGCCUGCAGCUGAAACCAGGACAGGUGGUGUACAAGUGUCCCAAAUGCUGCAGCAUAAAGCCUGACCGAGCUCACCACUGCAGUGUGUGUAAACGCUGCAUCAAGAAGAUGGACCACCACUGUCCCUGGGUGAACAACUGUGUCGGAGAGAACAACCAGAAAUACUUUGUGCUCUUCACAAUGUAUAUUGCACUAAUAUCCCUCCAUGCGUUACUCCUGGUGGCCUUCCAUUUCAUUUUCUGCUUUCAAGAAGACUGGACAAAGUGCAGUAACUUUUCUCCACCAGCGACUGUCAUCCUCCUCAUCCUCCUCUGCUUCGAGGGUCUCCUCUUUCUCAUCUUCACUGCUGUCAUGUUUGGGACGCAAGUCCACUCCAUCUGCACCGACGAGACGGGAAUCGAACAGCUAAAGAAGGAGGAGAGACGAUGGGCCAAAAAGUCAAAGUGGAUGAAUUUGAAGGUGGUUUUCGGUCACCCGUUCUCUAUAGCCUGGCUGAGCCCCUUUGUAGCACCCGACCACGGCAAGGGGGACUUGUACCAGUACAUUGUGUGAGAGCUGGAGGCCUCGCUGAGCUCUGCUGCUGCGGAUUUCGCUGUCUGCCCUCCUAUUGGCUGGACCUCAACGAGCAUGAACUCCUCUUACAUUUUUCUUUUGUUUAUGGAUAUUAUGUCUAUUGAUAUUUCAGGGUGUUCUGUUGUAAGCUACGUUGUCAAAAUGUUUAUUUUUUAAAACUUGUCACCUUUUUUUUUAAACUUUAUUGUUUCCCUCUUGAUGCUGACUGAGAUUAACAGAGUGUUGCUGUACAAAAAACAAGAAAGAAAACAUCUCAAACCGAGCUACAACAAGAAGCACUUAAUAAGUGAAACGACACCAAGAGACUGAGUUCUUCCUGCGGUAUGUCUCAUCAUUUCCCGCUUUAAAGACUAAACAAUGUGAACUUGAAACUGAAGUCCAGAACGUUUUUUCGCAGUCCGGGAGCCAAGGUGGACUCCUGGUUUUGUCUUCCUGUAUCAUUGCUGUGAUCCCGUCACUCCUUUAUCUGCUGUAUUCCUGUCGUUGCAAUAGUCUGAAGCUGAAUGCUGCAGAUGAUUUGCCUUAGAACAGUAUGUUUGUGAACGGUGGCAUGAUCUAUUUUUUAACAAAUUUCUAUUGUUUUGCCUUAAUGUGGCAGUCAGGUUGAGACAGGGUUGUGUCCUUUGAUGCCAGAUAGGUGGAUUAGUUUAGGUUGUCUAAGGAAUGUUUUUUGACACUAAAUUUGAUCAAAUUUUCUUUCGACUUACAUACUUUUAGUCUGCACUAAACACUACACUUAUCUGGUACUCCAAGAAAGCUGAAACAAAUCAUGUAAUAACACAGUUUGGUUGUUUUUUUUGUUGUUUAGAUUUGCCAUUAGCUGAAUUCCUGCUCAGACUGGUGCUUUGAAGGACUUUUAAAAGCUGUAGGUUAAGCAGCCUCAGUUAUAUUAUAAUCCUUAAGAUUUCAGUCCUGCUUGAUUUGUCAACACGAGUCAUUGGCAGUAUUAACAGCAAUCCUACAGAAAACGCUCUUUAAACAGUAACAGAAGAGCAACUGGGGUGCUUUGUGAUAAACGGUUUGUGGUGCUGAUUCUCUAAAUCCGAUAAAAUAAAUAGUAAUGCUGUAAGUCAUUGAUGCGUGUGAAGGCAAUUUAAAUGUGGCGUAACAAUGGCGGACUCCGCCACUGAAAUAAAACCCCUAUACAGAGAACAGAAGUAAUGGAGGCAACAGCUGACUUUAUUCAUAUUGAAUGCAGGGUAGAAGUCAGUAUUGUGACAUGGUGCAAUUUUUGGGUGAUCUUUGCACCUGAUGUUUUAAAUAUGGAGGCACUGGGCGUCUGGGGGUUACUAGUAGAUCGCUAAUUCUGAGUCCUUGUCGCAUCGGCCCAGGUUCGAGUUGCGAGGGCUCUUUGCUGCGUGUCUUCCCCUUCCACUCUCUUUCUAUCAAAAAAUCAUUAAAAUGCACCCAAAGAUGUUGUUAAAAGAAAAUAAAUCUGGAGGCUUUAACAUAUACAGCAACACAAGGUUUUUGCCCCCUUGGUUGUUUUAUGGUGCAAUUGUCUUUAAUUUGGGGGAGUUUUUUUUUUUCAUGUGCCCUGAUUAUUUUGGACACUGAUUGAAACUGAAUUAAGAUUAAUUUGAAAUCACAAGUCUAAUCACAUUGUGGAUUUGGAGAAUCAUCAUGCCUUUAAUGGCUAAUUACUGAAAAAAUGCAGACAAUGAAUUGCAUCAAAACAAUUUUGAAUUCAUGGAAAUCUUAAGGAUUAUAACUUUAGAAAACCCACAUUUGACACUUGGCAGGUAGAUAAAGUCUUGUUUCUAGUCCAAGAGGCAGAACGCCUUGAACAGUAUCAUUCAGUUUUGAAAUCCAGCAGGUAGUUUGUCCUUCAAUUGCCUAUUUUACAAGUAAACCUGUGUGUCCACUUUUAUUUGUAAACAUUUUAAUCACAGUCACCAGCUCAGAUAGAAAGUCAGGGAAUAAAAGCAAUACACAUUGCUCUCUGGAUGCACUGACCGUAAGUGUAAUUCACUCGCUCUCAUUGAUGGAAUUUGCUUGUGUAUGAUCCAGUUUGUCAUAAAUUGUAGUUGUGAGCCUGCCUGGAGGGGGAAAAGCCUUACAGGGUAAAAUGUUAAAAUAUAGGACAGUGAAAAUGUUCAGCGAGGCCUGAAAGACCAUGAUAGAAAUUUAAAUUGUUGCAGCUGUGGACGGCGGAGUGUGAAGAGGACAUUUUACCUCUGGUGAUGAGAAUUUUAGUGAAGAAAGGAAAAAGGCCACUUCAAAGCAUUUAACACUAAAAAUGCCUUUGCUCAAAUGUGUUCAAAAGCCUUACUGUAUAUUUAUAAUACUUGCUUUUUGACAGAGAUGAAAGGACAUUUUGAACAUACAUGUUGCCAAACUGAAUGCUUAUAACGAAGAGGAGCAUCGAAGAAACCAUUUCAAGAGUAGAGCGUCAUCAAGAGUGACAUUUUCUUAGAGGCUUUUAAAAAUCACUGAAGUUUUUAAAAACAAUGUAAAAACAUCAUCAUAUGGAGCAACAGUUAUCCAGUUUACACGUACAGACACCAGCUUUUUUCUUUUUCUUGAAUUGUUCGAUAUGUUCUCUGUGGUCAGGUGGUUGCAAUUUGUCCUACUUCCUGUGGACCACAAGACUUUUUCUUUUUGACUGUGGUAUUUGUUUAAAGGGGAAUGAAAUAAAACAGUAUGUAUGUGACACAACUUUCUUUAGCUUUUGUGGAUAUUUUAUGUUUUGAUUUUCUUAGUUUUCUUUAUAUUUUUCUUUAUUGUAAGGUUUUACUCUGUGAGAAAAUUGACCUCUCAAUUUUAAAUCAGGGACAUAUUUGCUACUAUAUUGUCAUAAAAAACUUAUGAACAUUUUCUA